AUGGCCGUCUCCAAUGCAAUCCAGGAUCUGUUUAGUAGCAUCUACGAGCUCCUCUCCUCCAUCUUCAACGCCUUUUAUCACGUUCUGCAGACCAUCUUCAACACCAUCAUCGGCUUCUUCACCGGUCUCGUCAACCUCAUUACCGACGUAUUCCAAGGCGCAAUCGAUGUCGUUGGCGGACUCGGAAAAUUUGUCUUAAGCAACUUCGUCAUCAUUGGCGUCAUCGCGGCCGGCGGCUAUGCCUACGUCCGGUACACCUCGCAAGGUCGACAGGUCGCUACCGGCAAGAAGACUGCCUAA
Molecule: messenger RNA, 300 nt
Organism: Colletotrichum abscissum
Lineage: Eukaryota; Fungi; Ascomycota; Sordariomycetes; Glomerellales; Glomerellaceae
Exons: 2
Coding region: 1-300 (99 amino acids)
Source: RefSeq, a predicted model, not a curated record